GCAAGGCAUCGUUUUUUUGUUUAACUAGUUUAAUCGUCACAAAAUAUCCUUAUUUUUACGUUUUAAAUGUAACCACAUUAAUCACAUUUGGGAGUCAUAAAAGGUUGCUGAAAAUGUCUUCCAUACCAUCUACAGCAAAGGCAGAAUCGUUUGACGAUUUCUAUACGGAGGUUAAAGAAAUCGAGAAGAGAGAUUCUGUUCUAACGCCAAAACAACAAAUCGAAAGACUACUCCGUCCUGGAUCUACAUACUUUAAUCUGAACCCAUUUGAAGUUCUUCAAGUUGAAUGUGACGCUACAAUCGAAGAAAUAAAAAAGAAGUACAGACGUCUCUCCAUUCUUGUUCAUCCCGACAAGAAUAUUGAUGAUUCAGAAAGGGCACAACAAGCAUUUGAAAUUGUUAAUAGAUCCUGGAAGAUAUUGGAAAAUGAAGAUACAAGAAAGAAAUGCUUAGACGUAUAUCAGGAAGCUAAAGAAAGAACCGAUCAUAUGAUUGAACAAAAACGGAAGAAAUUCAAAAAGGAUGGUCGAUUAGCAGAAGGUAUACCAGAAGAUGAUCCUGUGAAAUACAAACAUGCAGUUUAUGUCAUGACUAUGAAGCUGUUUGCGGACAUGGAACGUAAACGUCAGCAUUUGGAGACCAGGGACAUGGAAGAGAGGAAACGUAAACGUGAAGCAGAAAUAGAACAAGAGGAACAGAUGUCAUUUGAAAAGGAGUGGGCUAAAAACUUUGAGGAAUCUCGACAAAACCGCGUUGACAGUUGGAAGACCUUCCAAUCUGGUGGUAAGGAAAAGAAGAAAAAGAAGAUCAUGGGCUUCAAACCACCGAAACCAAAGCCGGAGAGCAGAUAACUUGAAUAUUGUUACUAUAAUAAGGUUAACCAGUCGUCCUAGAUGAAAAAUGUAGACGUGUGACAUCUAGACAUAACUUCAUUGAUAUGUCAAAGGUCAAAAUCCCAAAUAUUGUUAACAUAUAUUGUUAAUAAC
Molecule: messenger RNA, 986 nt
Organism: Papilio machaon (common yellow swallowtail)
Lineage: Eukaryota; Metazoa; Arthropoda; Insecta; Lepidoptera; Papilionidae
Gene: DnaJ-21
Product: dnaJ homolog subfamily C member 8
Exons: 6
Coding region: 114-851 (245 amino acids)
Cellular component (GO): nucleus
Source: RefSeq, a predicted model, not a curated record